AUGACCAAUUACGGACAAAUUAAAAUUAAUGGCCAAACAGUAACAGCUCGUAGACUUAUCACCCCCGCCGAACGUUUGGUUCUUUCCAAUGUUUGUCCAACAAUUCCCCACGAUUUGAUACUCCAGGAACUACAGAAUAUUGGCCUCAGCUUUGUAUCACCUAUGGUUUUCCUAAAAAUUAAUUCAACGUCACCGGAAUUUAGUCAUAUUCUCAGUUUUAGAAGACAGAUUUAUGUUAAUCCACCGAAUUUUAAUGUCCCAGAAUCUAUAAUAAUUAACCACGAGGAUACGUCGUAUAGAAUAUUUCUAUCUUUAGAUAACCUAACUUGCUGUAACUGUAAAAAAGCAGGACAUAAGGCAUCCAACUGCAGCGAACAAACGUUUAGUAAUACUCCUACCUCUUCUCAACCACUCGCUAAUCAAAACCCUAUCUUGAAUCAAAUAGCCCCUCAAGAAGACAACGACCAGAUCACUUUACGUCAGAAUGAACCUACAACCAGCCAAAUUUUAGCUCCAGACAACGAAAAACUAAACAGCAACUUACGAACAAAUGUUACCUCAAAUAAACGCUCUGCUUCCGCAAUACUUACCUUUCCUCCACAUCCUUCCGACGCUAUAUCAGAUAACCUCUUCGUUACACCUCAAAAUAUAACUGUACCAAAGAAACUUAAGGCAAUGACACCUAAUAGCCAAAUGCUCCAACCAGUUAAGCAAUAUAUCGACGAUCAUAAGGAAUUCAUUCUUAAUUUUAACCAACUUGCUAACCUACUCGAUAAUGUUCAUGGUUCUCCAGACGCAAUAAUUGUAGUGAACGAAUACACCACGGACUACCCAAGUCUAAUCACUAUGCUUGAAUCUAUUCAUCCUUUAUUACAAGACCGAACCAUAAAAACAAGAUGCACCAAACUAAAAAAGAAACUUGCUUUUAUCAUGUUUGCAGCAGCAUCACUAAUCAUUAAUAAAAUAUUGUUUGAAGGCACUUGUCUAGGUAAAUAA
This is a messenger RNA of Psylliodes chrysocephalus, 996 nucleotides long. NCBI's taxonomy places the organism in Eukaryota, Metazoa, Arthropoda, Insecta, Coleoptera, Chrysomelidae. The record is from the annotation of a GenBank genome assembly.